Aspergillus japonicus CBS 114.51 is the source of this 2280-nucleotide messenger RNA. RefSeq names its product Zn(II)2Cys6 transcription factor. Lineage: Eukaryota; Fungi; Ascomycota; Eurotiomycetes; Eurotiales; Aspergillaceae. Bases 52 to 2217 code for a protein of 721 amino acids. Gene Ontology annotation, biological process: DNA-templated transcription. The transcript is spliced from 4 exons. Gene Ontology annotation, molecular function: DNA binding; DNA-binding transcription factor activity, RNA polymerase II-specific; zinc ion binding. Gene Ontology annotation, cellular component: nucleus. The record is from RefSeq and is a predicted model, not a curated record.
CCUCAUCGGUUUCUGUUUAUCUCCCCUUCAACUGCACCCGAACUAGGUGACAUGGAGCCAGAGCCUCUGCAUUCGACCAAUGCCGUUCGCUGUAGAACGAACAGUUCCCGUCCAUACCGGUCCAAGCGACAUCCGCCAUGCGACGAAUGCCGUCGGAAGAAACUACGAUGUCAGGUCGACAGUCACAGCAGUUGCCAGCGAUGUCUGACUGCUGGCUAUCCUUGUUCUUUUGCGUAUCCUCUCCACCGGCGCCGUGGUGCCGCGCUGUCAAGGUCGAGCGCAUCACCAACACAACAAGUGGCGACCAUCAAUUCCACACAGCCUGAGCAAGUCUCGUCAAUUCAGCAAUCGCAUCCGGCACAUUUGUCGACCAAUCCACCGCCAUUGGACCUAUUUGCCCCUGAUCCUACGGAGAUCCCUUCGGCUUCUGUCAAUACUCACACCCAGACGCCGAUUCCCUUCGUCGAAAGGCAUGCACACCAAACUAUUCAGACCCUCGAUGGCUUGGAUGGAUUCUCAUACCAAGUCAUUGGCGCUUCGGGAGAGUCAGAUCCGUGGCUGCUGAGACACUGCAAGUUCAACGACAAGGGGUUCCUUUUGUCCCACCAAGUGCACUUUCGGAACGCAGGUGGUGUUCCGCUGGAUGAGAAGAUUCCAGUGCAUUUUCUGGUGACUGCCGAUCGGCUUUAUGAGUCCUCGGAACCGAGCCCAGAGUAUCCUAGCUCGAGCUUUACGCGGGAGGAGCUCGAUAGCCUUGUUUCACAGGAGUGUGGACAGAGGCUGGUUGUACUUUUCUUCAGAUUCGUAUUCCCGACACUACCAGUUCUGUCCUGCUCGCAAUUCGAUCUCGCAGCAGCUGGUACUGUGCCAGACCCAAGUACGCUUCAGAGGACACCUGUAUGUCUUCUUGCUGCAAUCUACGCAUCAGCAUUGCCAUUCGCCAAGUUCGACGAUUAUCUCUGUCUCAUCUAUGCAUACUCUCUACCUUCAACUGACCGACUAUGGCGCAUGGUCCUAGCACUUGUCUUGCAGGCGAGUCACACUCCUCGUUUAGCUACAUUACAAGCAGGGAUUCUCUAUCUUCACCGACCCAUCAGUGCCACGGAGGGCGCGGUGGCUGACAGCGUGUCGGUUUGGUCUUUCGUGGGUAUGCUCGUGGGUAUUGCUACAUCGCUUGGACUUCAGUUGGAAUGCAAACCAAUGGGUCUGCCGGCGUGGGAGCGGAGAAUACGUCGUCGGUUGUGGUGGGCGAUGUACGCUGAAGACAAAUGGCGCAGCUUGCUUAUGGGGCGUCCGUCUUACAUCAGAAACGAUGAAUGGGACGUAACCGACUUGGGGGAAGAGGAUUUUUCAGUUUCGGAUAGUCUUCGUGAUGCCUUGCAGUCCCCGUCAACCGACUGUAACUCUUCGCAUGAGGUUUGGUAUGCUCAGCCGUUCCAGCAUUUCAUCCGCCUGUCUCGCAUCGCGGAUGAACUGCAACAGUCCUUAUACGCGCUCAGGUCAGCACAGCGUUUAUGCUCUGAUUUCCACGCAACGCUUGAGACCGCCCGUCCUCUUCUCCAGAAGUUGAAAGAGUGGUCAGAGCACUUGCCCGCAUCUCUUCGCCAGCAGACUCGUCCUACAAACACGAUGGAGAGGGUUUCCUCACAAUUGGGCUGCCUUCGUUUCGCCUGCAUCCUCUUAGAGGUAUUCGUUUUUCGCGCUUUACUACGACCGAUGGUCCGAUCUGCCGCUCCGCCGCCCCUGUAUGAGGAAACCCACGCAAUACCCGGGCUCGCGGAUCAGUUCGACGAUCUCAUCAACCAGUUAUUCGAAGUGGACGAAUUUGAGCCAUCAUUGGCGAUCGAUUUGUCAGAAGAGAAUGGAGGUGGAAGUGCGGUGCUCCAAGCGGCCGAAAAUUGUGCAGCAAAGAUGCUCCGUAUGGUUAUGCGGGUUGGCUAUGGUGAUACUUCAGGCUUCUGGUACUCAUGGUCCCGUAUCGGCUUUGCGACCGUCUCGAAUUUCCUGAUCCUUCUUCUAGUGCAGGCACCGACACAAGACCACGCUCUUCGCGCCAAACGUCUUGUAGAUCUCUGGCGAAAUGAACUGCGAAAUCAGAAGCAGAGUUCUUCGAUGGUAUGUCUAGGACUCGUUAGGCUGGAGGCAACGCUGUGGGCCGGGCUGAGUAGAAAUUACUACCUGCCGAGGCAUGUCAAGGAGAUUCUUGAGAGGGAGUAGUUUAUUUACGGUACUAUAUAGUAAAUAGUCAGUUCAAUCUCUUCAAUAAUUAGACACUUUGAC